Molecule: messenger RNA, 717 nt
Organism: Microthlaspi erraticum
Lineage: Eukaryota; Viridiplantae; Streptophyta; Magnoliopsida; Brassicales; Brassicaceae
Source: the annotation of a GenBank genome assembly
AUGCCACUCAAGGUGGGAAGUGUGAUAGUUCCAACUGACUUUGUGGUAGUAGAGAUGGAUGAAGAACCCAAAGAUCCUCUGAUUUUGGGAAGACCUUUCCUUGCCACUGGAGCUAUAAUUGAUGUGAGAAGAGGCAAGAUUGAGCUGAAUUUGGGUAAAGACUGCAAGAUGGUGUUCAAUGUAAAAGAUGUUAUGAAGCAACCAACUAUAAAUGGUGAGUCGUUUUACAUUGAAACACUUGAGCAGCUAGCCGAAGACUACUUGGAGGAAUUGGGAGUUGAGGAUAAGCUGCAGCUGGCUUUGACUAAGGAUAAUGAGGAGUUUGGAUGUCUACAAGCAGAGAAAACGAAGAGCAUCCGGGAUGGAAAACAGGUUGAGAACCUGUUUGCUCUAGAGUCAAACCAAAGGAGGAAAGCUCUCAAGAGCAAGGCACGGACGAUGACUGGUCUGAGCUUAAGGCUCCCAAAGUCGAUCUCAAAGCCACUCCCAAAGGGGCUCAGGUAUGCGUUCUUAGGCUCUAACUCCACAUACCCUGUCAUUGUCAAUGAUGCAUUAGACCCCCAUGAGCUUGAAACCCUCCUUGUGAGCUGCGAAAGUACAGGAGAGCUCUUGGAUACUCGCUGGACGAUAUCAAGGGUCUCUCCCCUACUCUAUGCACUCACAGGAUCCAUCUCGAAAAUGAAUCAAAGGGAUCUAUUGAGCAUCAGCGUAGGUUAA